Acomys russatus (golden spiny mouse) is the source of this 592-nucleotide messenger RNA. RefSeq names its product probable ribosome biogenesis protein RLP24. The record is from RefSeq and is a predicted model, not a curated record. Lineage: Eukaryota; Metazoa; Chordata; Mammalia; Rodentia; Muridae. Gene Ontology annotation, molecular function: structural constituent of ribosome. Gene Ontology annotation, biological process: translation; ribosomal large subunit biogenesis. Gene Ontology annotation, cellular component: ribosome; nucleolus.
UUCAGGCUCGGCGUCUGUAAGGUGGCUCCCACGCGGGGUCAACAUGAGGAUCAAGAAGUGUUAUUUCUGUUCGGGGCCGAUCUACCCUGGCCACGGCAUGAUGUUCGUCCGCAACGACUGCAAGGUGUUUCGAUUCUGUAAGUCCAAGUGUCAUAAGAACUUCAAGAAGAAGCGGAACCCACGCAAGGUCAGGUGGACUAAGGCCUUCCGGAAAGCAGCUGGCAAAGAGCUCACGGUGGACAACUCAUUUGGAUUUGAAAAACGUAGGAAUGAACCUGUGAAAUACCAGCGAGAGCUAUGGAAUAAAACCAUUGAUGCAAUGAAGAGAGUUGAAGAGAUCAAACAGAAAUGCCAGGCUAAAUUCAUAAUGAACAGGUUGAAGAAAAACAAAGAGCUGCAGAAGGUCCAAGACGUCAGAGAGGUCAAGCAGAACAUCCAUCUCAUCCGGGCUCCUCUUGCAGGCAAAGGAAAGCAACUGGAGGAAAAAAUGGUCCAGCAGUUACAGAAGGAUGUGAACAUGGAGGAUGCUGCCUAACGGUGCUGCCUGCAACCAGCCCCGUGGACACUGGAAAUGAGUGGAGACUGUCGGCCC